Molecule: messenger RNA, 642 nt
Organism: Tachyglossus aculeatus (Australian echidna)
Lineage: Eukaryota; Metazoa; Chordata; Mammalia; Monotremata; Tachyglossidae
Gene: PSMA4
Product: proteasome 20S subunit alpha 4
Exons: 6
Coding region: 1-642 (213 amino acids)
Cellular component (GO): cytosol; nucleus; proteasome core complex
Source: RefSeq, a predicted model, not a curated record
AUGGCUUGCAGUGUUGCUGGCAUAACUUCAGAUGCUAAUGUUCUCACAAAUGAACUGAGGCUCAUUGCACAAAGGUACCUUCUACAGUAUCAGGAGCCGAUUCCUUGUGAGCAGUUAGUUACAGCUCUGUGUGAUAUCAAGCAAGCUUAUACACAGUUUGGAGGAAAACGUCCUUUUGGUGUUUCACUGCUCUACAUUGGCUGGGAUAAACAUUACGGGUUCCAGCUGUAUCAAAGUGACCCCAGUGGAAAUUAUGGAGGGUGGAAAGCCACGUGCAUUGGGAAUAAUAGUGCUGCAGCAGUGUCAAUGUUAAAACAAGACUACAAAGAAGGAGGAAUGACCCUGAAGUCAGCUCUCGCCUUAGCUAUCAAAGUGCUAAAUAAGACUAUGGAUGUCAGUAAACUCUCUGCUGAAAAAGCUUCUAGAGCAGUUGGAUUAUUGGUAUUAUUUGUUGAGGUUUUGGCUGUGAUUACACCUGGCCUUCGAAUUGAAAUUGCAACAUUAACAAGAGAGAAUGGGAAGACAACAAUAAGAGUUCUAAAACAAAAAGAAGUUGAACAGUUAAUCAAGAAGCAUGAAGAGGAAGAAGCUAAAGCCGAACGAGAGAAAAAAGAAAAGGAGCAGAAGGAGAAGGAUAAAUAG